Molecule: messenger RNA, 1878 nt
Organism: Eupeodes corollae
Lineage: Eukaryota; Metazoa; Arthropoda; Insecta; Diptera; Syrphidae
Product: UDP-glycosyltransferase UGT5-like
Exons: 3
Coding region: 32-1654 (540 amino acids)
Molecular function (GO): UDP-glycosyltransferase activity
Source: RefSeq, a predicted model, not a curated record
GUAAACACUUUAACUCGAGCCUAAACACACGAUGAUUGUUAACUUUGCAUCAGCAAUCAUGGAUGAUGGUAAAAAAAUCAAACUAUUCGUUGCCUCAUUGGUAUUACUUGCGGCUUUUGCUCCAAUAAGUGAAUCAGCAAAUAUUCUUGGAAUAUUCACUACAACCAGUCCUUCGCACAAUAUUGUUCAUAUGUCCUAUCUUAGGCCAUUGAUUGAACGAGGACAUAAUGUAACAGUAGUAACAUCAAUUCCUCUCAAGGACAAGAAUCCCAAGUAUCAUCACAUCCUAAUUCCUCCCACUGAGGCCAGAACUAAACAAAUGGCCGAUAUGAAAGCCGCUGUCAGUAAAAAACGGAGUUUGUUGGAAUUAAUUCGGACAAGUCUUGAGAGCGUUUCAUCGUUUGGUCCUAUGCUCGCUGAUCAUCUCAAGGAUCAACGCUUUCAGGAUCUUAUGCAAAAUCCUGAUAACAAAUUCGAUCUGAUCGUAGGAGGAUACUUCUUCAAUCCGUUCUACGUUGGACUUGCAGCACACUUCAGGUGUCCUAUGGUUUUAAGUUAUGCCAAUGCACCGAAUAGUUUAACGAACAGUUUCAUUGGAAACCCAAACGAACUGGCUUAUGUACCUCUUUCACCGCUAUUUGGACUGCCAGAUUUGUCAACUUUCAAGGGCAGACUUACCAACUUUAUGAUCAACAUUCCGGUGAGCGUUUUCAAUGGCUUGAUGGAUAUGCAAAUGGAAGGAAUAUACAAUGAAAUAUUUUCUCCAACGGAAUAUCCUUCAUAUCACGAGGCUAAAAAGAAGGUUUCGUUAAUUAUGUUCAACUAUCACUUCACCGAUGGAAUAGUCCGGCCAAAUGUUCCAGCAGCUAUUGAAUGUGGAGGAAUCCAAAUUAAGGACAAGCCAGAUCCUCUUCCAGAAAACCUUCAAAAAUUGUUCAAUGCUUCUUCAGAGCAUGGAGUUAUCUAUGUUAGCUUUGGGUCUAACUUGGGAAUCAACGACAUCAACCCUGAUGUUGUUAAUGCACUUUUUAAGGCACUUUCUGGUCUUAAGCAAACAGUUCUCUGGAAAUGGUCGGACCCGAAAACACCAGGUACUGCUUCAAAUAUCCACUACAACAGUUGGCUACCGCAAGAUGAUCUCCUGCAACACCCGAAUUUAAAGCUUUUCAUCACCCAUGCUGGCAAGGGAGGAGUUACUGAAGCUGCAUAUCAUGGAGUUCCUAUGGUAGCUGUACCAAUGAUAGCGGAUCAAAUUGGAAAUGCUGCUCAAAUGGUUAAAGAUGGCUUUGGGCUACAAGUUGAUAAGAAAACAGUCACUGAGGAUCAAUUUAAAGAAGCAAUCCUUGAAGUCCUCACAAAUCCCCAGUACACAGAAAAUGUCAGACGAUUUUCAAAACUUACCAAAGAUAGACCAAUGACUCCUAGAGAAACAGCAGUCUUUUGGCUGGAAUAUGUUAUUAGGCAUAAAGGAGCUUAUCAUAUGCAAAGUCCUGCGGUACAUUUGAAUACUUUCCAGUUGUAUAGCUUCGAUGUCAUUGCUUUUAUAUUGCUGAUACUGUUCUUAGUAUAUAAGUUAGUUAGUGUCCCAUUGAUAUUUGUGUUUAGAAGACUCAUUGCUAAGUUUACAAAAGUUCAAAAAAUCAAGAAACAUUGAGAAUCAACAAAAAAAAUUUAUGAAAAAAACUGCGUGCUCAUUUUGAUAAUUUGAGUCAAUUUGUGAUAUUAUAUUUUUGGAAGAAGUACAUUUUUCGUUUGAAAUAAUUUUACGAUAAGAUAAUGGAUUAUUAAGUAAGGUAUCUGGGAAUAUAAUUGAUCUUGUUUAAUGAAGAAUUUAAUGUUAAGAACUUGGAAUUUGAAAUACAAACGUUUGAUACGAAG